Alosa alosa (allis shad) is the source of this 2584-nucleotide messenger RNA. Its product is annotated as calcium/calmodulin-dependent protein kinase kinase 1-like. Gene Ontology annotation, biological process: activation of protein kinase activity; protein phosphorylation; CAMKK-AMPK signaling cascade. Lineage: Eukaryota; Metazoa; Chordata; Actinopteri; Clupeiformes; Clupeidae. The transcript has 16 exons. Gene Ontology annotation, molecular function: ATP binding; protein kinase activity. The record is from RefSeq and is a predicted model, not a curated record. Bases 34 to 1470 code for a protein of 478 amino acids.
CCACCAUACCACACAGACACACUCCAAGCUACCAUGAGUGGCGCCAGCAGCACAGAACUGGACGGCGAUGAUGCGGAGUUGGCAGACAUGGUGGCUGCCAUCAACGUGUCCUCCAACCGCAUUACACCGCCCAACGGCCACCGCGUGGCGCCAGGAAAGAAGCACCGACUCACCAUGUCGGACAGGAAGCUCUCCCUCCAGGAGCGGAGCACCUACCAGGGCGGAGGGAGGAUGGCACGCAGGCCCACCAUCGAGUCCAAACGCGUGUCCAUCUCAGAUGGAGAGGACUGUGUACAACUCAACCAGUACAAGUUGAAAGAUGAGAUUGGAAAGGGUUCCUAUGGUGUUGUUAAGCUGGCCUACAAUCAAGAUGAUGAACAGUAUUAUGCAAUGAAAGUGGUUUCCAAAAAGAAGUUGUUGAAGCAGUAUGGAUUUCCACGACGUCCUCAACCACGAGGGCCGCAUGAGAAGCAGUCAAAGGUUUUUGGUCCGCUCGACCGACUCUACCAGGAAAUCGCCAUCCUGAAGAAAUUAGAUCACCUGAACAUCGUCAAAUUAGUAGAGGUGCUUGAUGAUCCGGCUGAAGACAAUCUGCACAUGGCCUUUGAGUUAGUGAAGCGUGGCCCGGUGAUGGAGGUUCCCACAGACACCCCUUUCACUGAGGAGCAGUGUCGUUACUACUUCAGAGACAUUGUCCUCGGAAUUGAAUAUUUGCACUACCAGAAGAUCAUCCACAGAGACAUCAAGCCCUCAAACCUGCUCCUCGGGGAUGACGGCCACGUCAAAAUCGCCGACUUCGGCGUUAGCAACCAGUUUGAGGGGAACGAUGCCCUCCUGUCCAGCACGGCAGGAACCCCGGCCUUUAUGGCCCCAGAGACUCUCAUUGACCAUGAAGAGAGCUUCAGUGGCAAGGCUUUGGAUGUGUGGGCAAUGGGUGUGACGUUAUACUGUUUCGCCUUUGGAAAGUGCCCUUUCAUCGACGAGUACAUCCUCACGCUGCACACCAAGAUCAAGAGCAGCCCUGUGGAGUUUCCUGACACGGCUAUCAUCAGUGAAGGUUUGCAAGAUCUUAUCCUUUGCAUGUUGGACAAAAAUCCUGAAACAAGAAUCACCAUUCCAAGGGUCAAGGUGCACCCGUGGCUGACGCUCUGCGGCACGGAGCCCCUGCCUCUGGAGGAGGAGCACUGCACUGUGAUAGAGGUCACUGAGGAGGAGGUGCAGAACUCCGUCAAGCUCAUCCCCAGCCUCUCCACUGUGAUUCUGGUGAAGUCUAUGCUGAGGAAGCGUUCCUUUAGCAACCCCUUCGACCCCUUUCCUGGCAGGAGACAAAGCCGAUCUAUGUCCGCUCCAGGACAUCUGCUGUCGGAGAUGUUCAAGGCAGGCAUAAGGACUCCAUUGGCAAGGUACAGCAGCACAGGAAGCCGGGAGGGGGAGCUGGAGGAUGUGACCGAGGAUGAUGCGUUCUUCUGAUCAUGACGACAGGCGAGACCGCUGUGGAAGCUCUUGAUACAGACACCUCUUACUGAUGUGGAAGUUCUUGAUAGAGGGAUGGUCAUUUCAAUUUGUUACGGUGGUCAUAGCACAACAGAGCUUUUGGAAGGGGAUAAAAACAACUGAGAAAUGUUCAUGAAUACACAGCUGUACAAAACAGAGCCUUUUUUUGCCCCGCAUCAUUCUCUUGGUUCUGUUAUAGAUAUACUUAAAUGUUACUGUGAGCAUUUCCCUCAGCCCUGUCACUUAUGCUACUUAGCUACCUGAGCCAGGUACUUGAGAAAUGAAUGCGAUAUUUAUGGACUAUUAUUUUUUGCACUCAGUCAUCCCAUUUCCACUGGUAUUCGGACAUGUAGUUGACUCCGUUCAUCGGAAUUAGUUUGUUACAGAGUAAGUCAUUGGGGUGUAGUCCUGGAUCUUGUGUUUCUGAGGGAUAGACAAGUGAUGUGAUAUGUUGCAGUCAUGAAGAAAUAUCUGAUCAAGACAGUUUGAGGUUACUAAGAAGUUUUGUUUUCUGAAGAAUUUGGAUGAUGAACAUUCCCUACACAAUACAUAUUGUGAUGUUACUAUAUGUUAAUUACAGAGACAGACAGCAAGGUUUCCAUAACAAAGAGGAUAGGUUGUGUUAAACAACUGUUUUUUAUGUGCCAUAAAGAAUGUAGCACUCACUUUUUGGAAGUGUGUGGUGUACUAGUUAGCCAUUUUUACAAUAAUUAUACAUAUUGUUUGAAUUAUUCAACCUUUAUAAUUGAUUUCACUGCUGACUUUUGUCCGCAUAGUACAUUAUACAGUAAUGAAUUGGGAUGGACAGCAUGUGACACCGGGGCUUAUUUCUCUCUCUUUUGCAAAUUGUUUAUUAUAUUGUCUUUAAAACUAAAUCUAUUUCAACUUCAGUUAUGACUUCCAACUAUUAUGGAAAGAUUAUUUUUCAGCAUUCCGUUUUGCAAUGAUCCUCUCCUUUUGUCUUGCUUUACAGUGGUAACUGUUGUAUAAAUAAUAGUUUUUCUACAUUCAUUGUUUUACCUGGAGCUAAAUUAUAUUUAACAGUCAAUUAAAUCCACUGUUAAAAAAUAUAUUUUUUGAAUGUUUAAAA